This is a messenger RNA of Sorex araneus (European shrew), 11648 nucleotides long. RefSeq names its product FRY like transcription coactivator (gene FRYL). The record is from RefSeq and is a predicted model, not a curated record. The transcript has 62 exons. The coding region runs from base 546 to 9740 and encodes 3064 amino acids. Gene Ontology annotation, biological process: cell morphogenesis; neuron projection development. Lineage: Eukaryota; Metazoa; Chordata; Mammalia; Eulipotyphla; Soricidae. Gene Ontology annotation, cellular component: site of polarized growth; cell cortex.
AGGAUCAAAAUCACCUGGAGAAAACCCGUGACGCGAGCGUGGACAAGCCCCCUCCACCUCGGGUCAUUGUGUUUGGUGUUGUUAGCCAGAGGGGAAGAGAUCUAGACGCUGAGCCAGGUUUUCUUGCCCGAGACCCUUUGCUGGUGAGCAAAGUUGGCAGCCAAGGGCAGAGCCUCCCCCUGCCCCGUUUUGCCUCCCGGCGCGGGGAGCGGCUGCACCGCCUGCAGCUGGAGCCGCGGCUCGGUCCAAACUGCUAACGGGAGCCUGAGCCCAGCGGCUAAUUGCGGCCACGUGGACUGUCUCCCUAAAGAAAGGUGAGGCCGUCCUUCAGGGCACUUAGCCGAAACGUGGCAGCCUGGACUCCGCUGGCUGGCUCAUCUGCAUUCAGCAGCCUUGCCACUAUAGUUGUGCGUCACCGCGAGACUGCAUGGUAAUGAAGCCAAGGCGCUGUGGGCCAAAACUCCGCUGCCGGGAAGGGACAGCGGCUGGGAGAGCGCGAGGUCCGCACGCCCGCCGCCGCCGCCCCUGCAGCCGCCCGGGACACAAUGUUGAGCCUACAGGAUUCCGUGUUUUUCGAAAUUAGCAUCAAGUCCUUGUUAAAGUCCUGGAGCAGCAGCUCUUCAGCACCGGUCAGCACAGUGACUAAGAACUGCUCCUCUUCUAACUUUCAUUCCUCUUUGGGAAAAAAGAGUAUCAUCAUGUCAAGCAUUACGAUUGACCCAGAUGUCAAACCUGGUGAAUAUGUCAUCAAGAGCCUCUUUGCAGAAUUUGCUGUUCAAGCUGAAAAGAAAAUUGAAGUUGUAAUGGCUGAACCCUUGGAGAAGCCGUUGUCUAGAUCUCUUCAGAGAGGUGAAGAUCUUCAGUUUGAUCAGUUGAUAAGCUCUAUGAGCUCAGUAGCAGAGCACUGCCUCCCCUCCCUCCUCCGCACCUUGUUUGACUGGUACCGACGCCAGAAUGGAGCUGAAGAUGAAUCCUACGAGUACAGGCCUCGAUCUAGCACAAAGUCUAAGGGGGAUGAACAGCAACGUGAAAGAGAUUAUCUUCUUGAAAGAAGAGACUUAGCGGUAGAUUUCAUUUUUUGUUUAGUUUUAGUUGAAGUUCUAAAGCAGAUUCCUGUUCAUCCUGUGCCUGAUCCCUUAAUCCAUGAAGUUCUAAACUUAGCUUUUAAGCACUUUAAACAUAAGGAAGGAUAUUCAGGAACCAACACUGGGAAUGUGCAUAUUAUUGCAGAUUUAUAUGCAGAGGUGAUAGGGGUUCUUGCCCAGUCAAAAUUUCAGGCUGUGAGAAAGAAGUUUGUGACAGAACUAAAAGAACUGCGACAAAAGGAACCGAGUCCACAUGUGGUGCAAAGUGUCAUCAGCUUAAUAAUGGGGAUGAAGUUUUUCCGAGUGAAAAUGUACCCUGUAGAAGAUUUUGAAGCAUCAUUUCAGUUCAUGCAGGAAUGUGCUCAAUAUUUCUUAGAAGUAAAAGACAAGGAUAUAAAACAUGCGCUGGCUGGUCUAUUUGUGGAAAUCCUCAUUCCUGUAGCUGCUGCUGUUAAAAAUGAAGUGAAUGUUCCCUGUUUGAAGAAUUUUGUGGAGAUGCUUUAUCAGACUACUUUUGAACUGAGCUCCAGAAAGAAGCACUCAUUGGCUCUGUACCCCCUAAUUACCUGCCUUUUAUGUGUCAGUCAGAAACAAUUUUUUUUAAAUAACUGGCAUAUUUUCCUACAAAACUGUUUAUCCCAUCUGAAGAAUAAAGAUCCUAAAAUGUCCCGAGUUGCACUGGAAUCUUUGUAUAGAUUAUUGUGGGUUUAUGUAAUCAGAAUAAAAUGUGAAAGCAACACUGUAACUCAGAGUCGUCUUAAUAGCAUAGUGUCAGCACUUUUUCCCAAAGGUUCGCGGAGUGUGGUUCCUCGUGACACACCUCUCAAUAUAUUUGUGAAAAUUAUUCAGUUCAUUGCUCAGGAACGUUUGGAUUUUGCAAUGAAAGAAAUAAUAUUUGAUCUUCUCAGUGUUGGAAAAUCCACUAAAACUUUCACCAUUAAUCCAGAGAGAAUGAACAUUGGCCUCAGAGUUUUCCUCGUCAUCGCGGACAGUUUGCAGCAGAAGGAUGGGGAGCCGCCAAUGCCGACAACCGGGGUCAUUCUUCCCUCAGGAAACACGCUGCGUGUGAAGAAGAUCUUUCUCAAUAAGACCUUGACAGAUGAAGAAGCCAAAGUCAUAGGAAUGUCUGUUUACUACCCCCAAGUGAGGAAAGCAUUAGAUAGUAUCCUCAGACAUUUGGACAAAGAAGUCGGGAGGCCAAUGUGUAUGACAAGUGUACAGAUGUCCAACAAGGAGCCUGAAGACAUGAUCACGGGAGAAAGAAAACCCAAAAUUGAUUUGUUUCGAACCUGUAUUGCUGCUAUUCCAAGACUGAUUCCUGACGGCAUGAGCAGGACCGACCUCAUUGAGCUGUUAGCAAGACUCACAGUUCACAUGGACGAAGAACUGCGCGCUCUGGCUUUCAAUACUCUGCAGGCACUAAUGCUGGAUUUUCCAGAUUGGCGGGAAGAUGUUCUUUCAGGAUUUGUCUAUUUCAUUGUUCGUGAAGUCACUGAUAUCCAUCCCACGCUUCUUGAUAAUGCUGUAAAGAUGUUGGUACAAUUAAUAAAUCAGUGGAAACAAGCAAUCCAGAUGCAUAACAAAAAUCAGGAUUCACAGCAUGGAGUAGUUAACGGAACCUCUCAUCCCCCUCUUCUGGAGAGGAGCCCCUAUUCCAGUGUGUUUCAUGUGGUCGAAGGCUUUGCUCUUGUCAUUCUCUGUAGCAGUCGACCAGCCACCAGGAGAUUAGCCGUCAGUGUCCUUAGAGAAAUACGGGCUUUAUUUGCACUUUUGGAAAUACCUAAGGGUGAUGAUGAAUUAGCCAUAGAUGUGAUGGACAGGCUGAGCCCAUCCAUUCUGGAGAGCUUCAUACAUCUCACUGGGGCUGAUCAGACCACUCUGCUGUAUUGCCCUAGCUCCAUAGACUUACAGACGCUAGCAGAAUGGAACUCCUCCCCUAUUAGCCACCAGUUUGAUGUGAUCAGUCCAUCACACAUAUGGAUAUUUGCACAUGUGACCCAAGGCCAAGACCCAUGGAUUAUUAGUCUCUCUAGUUUUUUAAAGCAAGAAAACCUUCCCAAACACUGCUCUACAGCUGUGAGCUAUGCAUGGACGUUUGCAUACACCAGACUUCAGUCAUUGUCCCCCCAAGUUGAUAUAAAUAGCCCCAUCAACGCGAAGAAAGUGAGCACGGCCGCGAGCAGCGACUCGUACGUGGGGCUGUGGAGGAACUACCUGCUGCUGUGCUGCAGCGCGGCCAGCGCGGCCGCCACCUCGUCCACAGGCUCCGUGCGCUGCUCUCCCCCCGAGACGCUGGCGUCCACCCCCGACAGCGGCUACUGCAUCGAUCCCAAGAUUAUUGCCGUCCCAUCCCCCUCGUCCCUGUUUAAGCACAUAGUUCCAAUGAUGCGCUCUGAGAGUAUGGAAAUCACGGAAUCCCUUGUUCUAGGUCUUGGCAGGACCAACCCAGGAGCGUUUAGGGAACUUAUAGAGGAAUUGCACCCCAUAAUUAAAGAAGCACUCGAAAGAAGGCCAGAGAACAUGAAACGGCGCAGGCGUCGAGAUAUUUUACGAGUACAGCUGGUACGAAUAUUUGAACUGCUGGCAGAUGCUGGUGUCAUUAGCCACAGUGCAAGUGGUGGCCUUGAUAAUGAAACACAUUUCCUCAACAACACUUUGUUGGAGUAUGUAGAUUUAACUAGACAGCUCCUGGAAGCAGAAAAUGAAAAAGACUCGGACACCCUGAAGGAUAUACGAUGCCAUUUCAGUGCCUUAGUGGCGAAUAUCAUUCAGAAUGUUCCAGUGCAUCAAAGAAGAAGUAUUUUUCCUCAACAGAGCCUUCGUCACAGUCUGUUUAUGCUGUUCAGUCACUGGGCUGGUCCUUUCAGCAUCAUGUUUACUCCCUUGGACAGAUACAGUGAUAGAAAUAUGCAAAUCAACAGACACCAGUACUGUGCACUGAAGGCUAUGUCUGCUGUACUGUGUUGUGGCCCUGUUGCAGAUAAUGUAGGACUUUCAUCAGAUGGCUAUUUGUACAAAUGGUUGGAUAACAUUUUGGACUCUCUGGACAAAAAGGUUCAUCAGCUGGGCUGUGAGGCAGUCACGUUACUGCUGGAGCUGAACCCGGAUCAGAGCAACCUGAUGUACUGGGCUGUGGAUCGCUGUUACACGGGCUCCAGGAGGGUGGCCGCCGGCUGCUUUCGCGCCAUUGCCAACGUCUUCCAGAACAGGGAUUAUCAGUGUGACACGGUGAUGCUCCUGAACCUGAUCCUGUUUAAAGCAGCUGAUGCCUCUCGGAGUAUCUAUGAAGUUGCCAUGCAACUUUUACAGAUCCUGGAACCGAAGAUGUUUCGCUAUGCUCACAAAUUGGAGGUUCCGAGAACAGAUGGAGUCCUCAGCCAGCUGUCUCCUCUGCCACAUCUGUAUUCUGUCUCGUACUACCAGCUGUCUGAGGAGCUGGCUCGGGCUUACCCCGAGCUCACUCUCGCCAUGUUCUCAGAAAUAAGCCAGAGAAUCCCGACGGCGCACCCCGCUGGCAGGCAAGUCAUGCUGCACUAUCUGCUGCCCUGGAUGAACAACAUCGAGCUGGUCGACCUAAAGCCCCUGCCCACUGCCCGGCGACACGACGAAGACGAAGACGAGUCCUUCCACGACCGGGAGCAGAUGGUGACGAGCAGGCGGUGGCUGCGUGGAGAAGGCUGGGGGUCCCCACAAGCCACGGCAAUGGUUCUGAACAACCUGAUGUACAUGACAGCGAAGUACGGUGAUGAGCUGGCCUGGUCGGAGGUGGAAAAUGUGUGGACCACACUUGCAGAUGGCUGGCCCAAGAACCUGAAAAUAAUUUUGCACUUUUUGAUCGGCAUUUGUGGCGUGAACAGUGAACCAAGCCUUUUGCCUUACGUGAAGAAAGUGAUUGUCUAUUUGGGUAGAGACAAAACCAUGCAGCUGCUCGAAGAGCUGGUGGGUGAGCUCCAGCUGACAGAGCCCGUGAGCUCCGGCGUCACCCACAUGGACAACCCCCCGUAUUACCGCAUCACUUCCAGCUAUAAAGUACCCUCCGUCACCUCAGGAACUACUUCCAGUAGCAAUACAAUGGUAGCACCCACUGACAGCGACCCUGAUAAUAAGCCAUUGAAAGAGAAUAUUGAAGAGGGCUACGUGCACCUCGACAUCUACGGUGGACUCAACAGCCAUUUAAAUCGCCAGCACCACAGGCUGGAAUCCCGAUACAGCAGCAGCUCUGGAGGAUCUUACGAAGAGGAGAAAAGUGAUUCAAUGCCACUUUAUUCUAAUUGGCGGCUGAAAGUGAUGGAGCAUAAUCAAGGAGCACCACUGCCCUUCCCGCCAGCCGGAGGCUGCUGGUCACCGCUGGUGGAUUACUUGCCUGAAACAUCGUCACCUGGAUUGCCUCUUCACAGGUGUAACAUAGCCGUGAUCCUUUUGACCGACCUGAUCAUUGAUCACAGGGUGAAGGUGGACUGGGGGAGCUACCUCCAUCUCCUUCUUCAUGCCAUUUUUAUAGGGUUCGACCACUGCCACCCUGAGGUGUAUGAGCACUGCAAGCGGCUGCUCCUGCACCUCCUCAUAGUGAUGGGACCCAGCAGCAACAUCCGCACCGUUGCCUCUGUCCUUCUCAGGAACAAGGAGUUCAGUGAGCCCAGGGCGCUCACGGUCAAGCAGGCGGCGCACUCUGAUUACACCUUCACAGCAGGUGUGAAUGAUUUUAUACCCGAUUACCAGCCCUCCCCCAUGACUGACUCAGGGCUUAGCUCCAGUUCUACCUCUUCUAGUAUCAGCUUAGGAAACAACAGCACCGCCGUCUCACACCUGCACCCCACGAUCCUCAAUGAGGUCGACCUCUCAGUCGAGCAGGACGGAAAAGUCAAAACCCUCAUGGAAUUCAUUACCUCAAGAAAAAGAGGGCCUCUCUGGAACCAUGAGGAUGUUUCUGCCAAGAAUCCCAGCAUCAAGAGUGCUGAGCAGCUGACUACGUUUUUGAAGCACGUGAUCUCUGUUUUCAAGCAGUCGAGUUCAGAAGGGGUCCAUCUGGAGCACCACCUCAGCGAGGUGGCACUGCACACGGCGCUCUCCUGCACGUCCCGGCACUACGCGGGGAGAUCCUUCCAGAUCUUCAGGGCCCUGAGGCAGCCCCUCUCUGCAGCCACGCUGUCUGACGUUCUCUCCCGGCUCGUGGAAACGGUCGGCGACCCAGGAGAAGACGCACAGGGAUUUGUGAUUGAGCUGCUUCUCACAUUGGAGUCUGCAAUUGAUACCUUGGCUGAAACCAUGAAGCAUUAUGAUCUUCUUUCUGCCCUUUCUCAAACCUCAUACCAUGAUCCUGUAAUGGGAAACAAGUAUGCAGCUAACAGGAAAAGCACUGGACAACUCAACCUAAGCACAAGUCCCAUCUACAGUAGCAGUUAUUUGGGAUAUACCAGUAACGUGAGAAGUAACUCUUUGAGGUUAAGUUUAAUUGGUGACCGGAGAGGUGACCGGCGGCGCAGUAACACACUGGAUAUAAUGGACGGACGGAUAAACCAUAGCGGUAGUUUAGCCAGGACUCGAAGCCUUUCCUCCCUGCGAGAGAAAGGGAUGUACGACGUGCAGCCCCCUACUGAGCCUGCCAGCCUGAUGGCCACCAUCUUCUGGAUAGCAGCGUCCCUGCUCGAGUCCGACUACGAGUACGAAUACCUCCUGGCGCUCAGGCUGCUCAACAAACUGCUGAUCCACUUGCCUCUGGAUAAGUCCGAGAGCCGAGAGAAGAUUGAAACCGUGCAGAGCAAGUUGAAGUGGACUAACUUCCCUGGCCUUCAGCAGCUCUUCCUGAAGGGCUUUACCUCAGUCUCGACCCAAGAGAUGACCGUGCACCUCCUCAGCAAGCUCACCGCCGUCUCCAAGCACACGCUGGUGGACCCCGCGCAGCUGGCAGGCUUUCCUCUUAACAUCCUUUGCUUAUUGCCUCACUUAAUCCAGCAUUUUGACAGCCCAACUCAGUUUUGCAAAGAAACAGCUAGUCGAAUAGCAAAGGUUUGUGCAGAAGAAAAAUGCCCGACCCUUGUCAACCUGGCUCACAUGAUGAGUCUGUACAGCACACACACGUACUCCAGAGACUGUGCCAACUGGAUCAACGUGGUCUGCAGAUACCUGCACGACUCCUUCUCAGACACCACGUUCAGCCUCGUGACUUACCUUGCAGAGCUCCUGGAGAAAGGCCUGUCGAGCAUGCAGCAGUCCCUCCUGCAGAUCAUGCACAGCCUCCUGAGUCACGUUGACCUCUCUGCUGCUCCUGUCAAGCAGUUUAAUCUGGAGAUCAUAAAGAUCAUCAGCAAAUAUGUGCAGAGUCCCUACUGGAAGGAGGCCCUCAACAUCCUGAAGCUGGUGGUGUCCCGCUCUGCAAGCCUUGUGGUGCCCAGCGACAUCCCCAAGACAUAUGCAGCAGACCUGGGCUCACCCGAAAUAUCCUUCACCAAGAUUUUUAAUAAUGUCUCUAAGGAGUUGCCUGGGAAGACCUUAGAUUUCCACUUUGAUAUAUCUGAGACACCAAUCAUUGGGAAUAAGUAUGGUGAUCAGCAUAGCGCAGCUGGAAGGAACGGGAAACCGAAAGUUAUCGCCGUUACUAGAAGCACUUCUUCGACAUCUUCCGGUUCCAACUCAAAUGCCUUGGUGCCUGUUAGCUGGAAAAGGCCACAGCUGUCACAGAGAAGAACAAGAGAAAAGCUAAUGAAUGUGCUCUCUCUCUGUGGUCCAGAAUCUGGUCUUCCAAAAAAUCCAUCAGUGGUAUUUUCUUCUAAUGAAGAUUUGGAAGUUGGAGACCAGCAGACAAGCCUGAUAUCUGCCACAGAGGACAUCAUUCAGGAGGAGGAAGUCACUGUAGAAGACAAUAGCAGUGAACAGCAGUUUGGCGUAUUUAAGGAUUUUGACUUCUUAGAUGUGGAGCUGGAAGAUGCUGAGGGUGAAAGCAUGGACAACUUCAACUGGGGAGUGCGCCGGCGCUCGCUGGACAGCAUGGACAAGGGGGACACGCCGUCCCUGCAGGAGUACCAGUGCUCCAGCAGCACGCCCAGCCUGAACCUCACCAACCAGGAGGACACGGACGAGUCCUCUGAGGAGGAAGCCGCGCUCACCGCCAGCCAGAUCCUGUCACGCACGCAGAUGCUAAACAACGGCGCUGCUGUAGAGGACGCCAUGCCCGACCGCCCCGACUUGCUUCUCCGGUCUCAGGACUCCACCGGCAGUGCCUCCGCCGAGGAAAGCCUCCAGAUCAGAGACGAGGCCCCCAGUUUGGAGGCUCCUCUAGACAAUGCUAACACCCAGCUGCCUGAGGACGCAGGUUCAGUCUUAAAGGAUGACCAGCUUCUUGCCACCUUUGAGGAGGAUGUGUCAUAUCUCAUUCAAGAGCAGGAUUCUCUAGUGUGUCGGGGGAUGCUUGAUUUAGAGGAAACGGAAAUGCCAGAGCCUCUCGCUCCUGGAAGCUACCCUGAGUCCAUCUGCGAAGAGGAUGUCACGUUAGCUUUGAAGGAACUUGAUGAAAGGUGUGAAGAAGAAGAAGCGGAUUUCUCCGGACUGUCCAGUCAGGAUGAAGACGAGCAAGACGGUUUCCCAGAAGUGCAGACCUCCCCGCUGCCCUCGCCCUUCCUUUCUGCCAUCAUAGCGGCCUUUCAGCCAGUGGCCUACGAGGAUGAAGAGGAAGCCUGGCGCUGCCACGUCAGCCAGAUGCUCUCGGACACCGACGGCUCCUGCGCCAUGUUUACUUUCCAGGUGUUCUCCAGGCUGUUCCAGAAAAUCCAGAGGCGGUUUGGAGACAUCACUCACACAGCCGUCCGCUUUCUUGGUGAAAGUCUGCAGCGCAUUGGCACCAAGUUUACAAGUUCCCUGGAAGUAAUGAUGGCGUGUUCAGAGUGCCCCACCGUCUUUGUGGACGCCGAGACACUGAUGUCGUGUGGCUUGCUGGAAACGCUCAAGUUCAGUGUUUUGGAGUUGCAAGAGCACCUGGAUACGUAUAACACCAAGAGAGAAGCCGCCGAGCAGUGGUUAGACAACUGUAAGAGGACAUUUGGCGCCAAAGAAGACAUGUAUAGGAUAAACACAGACGCACAACAAAUGGAAAUUCUAGCAGAACUAGAGCUCUGCCGGAGGCUAUACAAAUUGCAUUUUCAGUUGCUACUUCUAUUCCAAGCCUACUGUAAGCUUAUCAACCAAGUAAACACAAUAAAAAAUGAAGCAGAGGUCACCAACAUGUCAGAGGAACUUGCCCAGCUAGAAAGGAUCCUCAAAGAAGCUGAAUCUGCUUCAGACAAUGAAAAGAUUGAUGUUCCCAAAGCUGCACAGUAUACCAUAGAGACUGCCAUUCAUUCACUCAUUGAAACUUUGAAAACUAAGGAGUUUAUAUCCGCUGUAACUCAAGUCAAAGCUUUCAGGUCCCUCUGGCCCAAUGACAUCUUUGGCGGUUGUGAAGAUGACCUCGUGCAGACUCUGUUGCACAUCUAUUUCCACCACCAGACGCUGGGCCAGACAGGAAGCUUCGCGGUGAUCGGCUCCGACCUGGACAUGUCAGAAGCCAACUAUAAGCUGAUGGAGCUCAACCUAGAGAUCAGAGAGAGCCUGCGUGUGGUGCAGCCGUACCAGCGCCUAGCGCAGGCCAAGCCCAUUGGGAAUUUGGUGAGCACCGGAUUCUGAGGCGAUGGGACCGAAGAGGACAAAUACUAACAAGCACCUUCUAGGCACCCUUGCAAGUCACCCGGGAACCCUUUGUGGCGGCACCCACAACCCUCCUGUAACCGAUGCCUAACCUGAUCAAGAGAAAGGAAGGCUGGCAAGAGCAAAGGUCGGAAGGGGGAAAUGGAAUCACUCAGCAGCUGCCAACACCUCCCAUGACAGCUACACAGAAGAGGAGUGGGGUUACUGUUUUUCUUCUCUUUAAUUAACCGAUGUGAAAAGACAAGGGCUACAAGCGACACAAAUAAAAACAUUACUUUCUGGAGAAAGCGAAGAAUUCUAAGACUGUUUGCAAUAAUGGCCUCUAAUACUGAGACAAUGGAAAGCAGGUGAGAUGAGGCUGAAAUUGAGGCUGGUUCAUUUUAGCUGAAGACCUGCCCAGCUACUUGGAUUUCUAGCAGACAUAAGUAGCUGAUGCUUAAUCAUCUAUAUGAAGAACCUCCGUCGGAUAGAUACAUAGAAAGACUGAUAUGCAAAAAAAAAAAAAGCAAAACAUUGAUUUUUUUUUUUUCCCCCUGAUUUGUGGGAUAAGGUAUGGGUGGGUGUUUUUGUUUUUAGUCUGAUGGUUUUUUAUUUGUAUUUUUUGGUCUGUAUAAGGAAUUAUGUGUGUGUGAGCUGAGAUGUGUGAAUAUGUGAUAGUCCUAUUUUUCAAGGUAUGGAUGUUCAGUGAUGUCUCAGCAUGCCUCUAAGAGCACUGCAAGAUUAUUUUUGAAGAAAUUUUAUUUUAUUAGCGCUAACUCUUCAUAGUGUGUAAAUGUUAGAACAUUUUAAUAAUAUUUUGAAGCUGGGCUCUCCCAGUGUUUCGCAAAGAAAUAAUAUAUCUGUUAACGUAUUGGGCCGCUGCUCAGUUCUCUGAUCAGUGCUUAAGACACGAUUGUUGAUAACUAACCAAAGUAGAUGCCUGCAGAGACUUUAAAAUGUAAAAUAAAGACAUAUGCUGUCCGUCAGCUAUUCUCAUUAGAAAAGUUAACUUAUUUUACUCCAUAAUUAUAGAAACUGUAUAGAUUAAAAGCAGUAUUUUCCUGUACAUUUGUGCACGGCACUGUUAUACAAGAAUGGGUGUACAAAGCUAAAGCAAAACUUGUGGUCGUUGAUGAUGAUCGACUGUAUGACUUGCAGGCCCCGGAAGUCUGCAGAAUUCCAGAAGAGAGAUGCAAAUGCAUUUUUUAUAUGUUUGUUCAGGACUCACACGUUUCACCCUAAAAGGAGCCUGGGGCUCGGGGAGGGGGGGUGGGGAAGAAUGCAAGGAAGCCUGAAGACCGCCUACCAAAACAUGCAAUACACGGACUCACUGUCCAAGUCUGGAACAUAUCACGAACUGGAGUCUCCGUCCUUUUUUAACUAGCAUUUUAUAUAAGAAAUGAAUGUAGUCCCACAAUUCCUCUGAUUUGAAAGGAACACCUUGUAUUUUUUAUACGCAUCUCUGAUCCACUGUGACUUUCCUUGGAAGCGGGGCUCUGGGGUGCCAGAGCUGAGAGCGUAGACAUGAAACGCAGAGCGCGGGCCUCUCCCUGGGCACAUGGACGCUGCCAGAAGCACAGUGACAAGCGCUUGUCGGAGACACCCCCCCCCCCCCGCACCCACCGCUGAGCUGCUGGCAAGAGCGAGGUUCCUUGUCAAGUUCUGUAACUGGUCACAGCACAUUCAUAAUCACUGUAUUUUUUUGACCCUGAUAAAAUUAUUUUGAUGGUGUUCUGGUACUGUAAAUGGGAGUCCUUUAAAUUAUUUAAUAACCUUUAGGUAUGGGACAGGGAGAGAGAAGGGACGGUGGCCGAAGUCGCACCCCACCUUACAGCCUACCUUACCGUCCCCUAUUUUUCUCACCCUCCUUAUAUCCUUUUUGUUAAAAUAAAAAAGCAUUGUAGCUGU